ACUGGAGAAAGGGGUGUUUUUUUUAUAAUACCAACUGCGGUGAGUUUUUAUCAGAUUGAGUGUUUUUUCCGAAGACAUUGGUAUUGAGAAACAUAGCAGCAUCUGUAAUGUGAACUUCUUGCAUAAGAGACAGCUGUGUCUCAGAAAAUCUUCUAGUUGGAUGGAUCCGCUGUGACCAAUAGAGAAGGGGCAAGAAAGUGAAGAUGUUCGAACUUAUGUCAUUGUGUCUUUUGGUUGCUUUGUCUCAGCAUCAGCCUGUUAGAUCAGCAGAGCAUGAGGAAGUUGCCAAGCAUGCAAUAAAGCUUCACCGUGGAAAGGGUGCAGCAGAAGGUUCGCAGCGCAAACAGUGGCUUUUGGAUAGCUGCAGGAAGCUUUCUGCUCUCCUUCGUCAGAAGAAUGUAGUCCUGAACAAGCUAAAAAAUGCAAUUAAGGUGGUAGAGAAAAAUGUUGCCCUUUCUACUGAAGAAAAGCUCUUCCAAGUGCAUACAUUUGAAAUUUUUCAAAAAGAACUUAAUGAGAGUGAAAAUUCAGUGUUCCAGGCUAUUCAUGGGCUGCAUCGAGCUCUUCAGGGAGACUACAAAGAUGUUGUCAACAUGAAGGAAAGUAGCCACCAACGAUUAGAAGCCUUAAGGGAAGCUGCUAUAAAGGAAGAGAGAGAAUACCUGGAGCUGCUGGCAGCAGAGAAGCACCAGGUUGAAGCCCUGAAGUACAUGCAGCAUCAGAACAAAAGCCUUUCAAUGCUUGAUGAGAUCUUGGAGGAUGUGAGAAAAGCAGCUGAUCGCUUAGAAGAAGAAAUUGAAGAACAUGCAUUUGAUGACAACAAAUCUGUCAGAGGUGUCAACAUUGAGGCAGUCCUCCGGGUCGAAGAGGAUGAUAAUGACUCUGACAGAAACCUUUCUAGACGGGAAGUUGAAGAUAAUUUAGGGCUGAGUAUGCUAAUAGAUUCUCAGAACAACCAAUACAUACUGACAAAACCCCGAGAUUCUACUAUACCUCGAGCUGAUCACCAUUUUAUUAAGGACAUUGUGACUGUAGUGAUGCUCUCUCUGCCAUGUGGCUGGCUGUGUACAGUAAUUGGACUGCCGAAUAUGUUCGGUUACAUCAUCUGCGGAGUUCUCUUAGGUCCUUCAGGGUUGAACAGCAUCAAGUCUAUUGUGCAGGUAGAAACAUUGGGGGAGUUUGGAGUGUUCUUCACCUUGUUUAUAGUCGGACUUGAGUUUUCACCUGAGAAACUACAAAAGAUUUGGAAAAUUUCACUGCAAGGUCCCUGUUGCAUGACUCUUCUAAUGAUUAUCUGUGGCCUUAUCUGGGGUCAUUUACUACAGAUUAGACCAACUCAAAGUAUCUUCGUCUCCACGUGCUUGUCCUUAUCCAGCACUCCACUAGUAUCCAGAUUUCUUGCUGCUGGGGCAAGAGGAGGAGACAAAGAAGGUGAUGUAGACUACAGCAGUGUGCUACUGGGAAUGUUAGUAAUGCAGGAUGUGCAACUUGGCUUGUUUAUAGCAGUCAUGCCAACACUAAUUCAACUAGGAGAUAGCAGCUAUGACAGUGUCAUCAUGGAAACACUACGGAUUGGUCUAUUGAUAGGCCGGAUCCUUUUCUCCUUGGCAGCAGUUUUGCUCAUAUGUCUUUUUGUGAAGACAUUCAUCAUUGGACCAUAUUAUCGAAAGCUGCAUGCAGAAGGCAAAGGGAAUAAAGAAAUACUCGUUUUGGGGCUAUCAGCUUUCAUCUUUUUUAUGUUAACGGUCACAGAGGUGUUGGACAUCUCCAUGGAACUUGGCUGCUUCCUUGCAGGCACUUUAAUCUCCUCCCAAGGCCAUAUAGUCACAGAAGAAGUCAUGUCCUGCAUUGAACCUAUACGUGACUUCCUUACCAUCAUUUUCUUUGCAUCCAUAGGCCUUCAUGUUUUUCCUACAUUUGUGAUUUAUGAACUGACAUUCCUUGUGUUCCUGACAUUGGCAGUGGUGAUAAUGAAGUUUGUUUUAGCUGCAUUUGUGCUUUCUGUGCUUCUGCCAAAGGGAAGUCAGCAUGUAAAGUGGAUUAUUUCUUCAGGGUUAGCACAAGUCAGUGAAUUUUCUUUUGUCUUGGGCAGCCGAGCUCGCAGAGCAGGAAUAAUUUCUCGAGAGGUCUACCUUCUGAUAUUGAGUGUGACAACAUUAAGUCUUUUACUUGCCCCUGUGUUAUGGAAGGCUGCAAUUAUGAAGUGUGUUCCAAAACAAGAGAAGAGGCUAAAUACCUGAUGAAGAGAAAAAAAAAAAAAAACAUAACUACUAAAUUUGGCAGCAUGUUUUUAUCAUUGUCAUUGUUGGUAAAACACACACUCACUAAAACUGAGCUAUCUGAAAUUCCCUUUACACUUGCACUCCGACAUUCUCUUAAUACUGAGAAAAUGCACUGCUACAAGAUGGGACUACAUACUGGAUUUUUGCACAGUUUAUGCAAAUUAUAUAAAUUGUUUAUGUAUGAGUACAAUUAAUGUGCUAUGUCUUGCUCAUCUUAAGAGGUUUUGAUUUUGUUAAUGUUUUCAUGGUUCUUAGAUAUUAAUAUAACUGUCACCAAACUGCCUCCUUUUAUUGUUCACCUAAAUGUGCCUUUCUUGUAUGGUGUUGACAGGCCAGAGCAAGGUGACACCUAGUUCAUCGUUUCCAUUGUUUUCUAAAACUAGAGCUGAAGUGUUCUGGUUAACAUGUUGGGACACACCAAAAAAUGUAGUGCAAUAUUGGUUUAGUUUACAAAGAACUUGCACCACAUGUUUCAGAAUGUCUUUCCUCAGAACAAAACAGAGAACUACCCUUGCAUGUCCUUUGCUACUGCCAUUAUCCCACACCUCCACCCACAAUGAGUAAGUGUGAAGAGGCUGCAGUUUCAACAGUAUUUGUCUACAGUUAAUGAAGAUUCUGACUUGUUAAGUAUCACAUCUGGAUCAUUUUUCUAUGUUUUUAACUAUACAAUAUUCCAUACGUCAGUUUGUGGUUUCACACACACCAUUUUUUACAGUAUAUGCCCCAGUAUGAAAUACAGCAUCUGAUGCUGAUAGCAUUAGUCUUUAACAGUAAGGUACCAGAUGCCUGGUAUUCAAAAAUGUUAAAGUAGAACUGCAAAAUCUAUGUGACAGGUAGUUUCAGCUUCAUAAGGUAGAGUCUGAGGUAUAGGUUUUGUAGUAAAUUAGGGACUAUGUUGGGUAACCCUUUUGAUGUGUGACUUCUUGUUUUUUAGCAUAAUACUAUUAUAAGUAGAGGAAAGGAGAACAUUUUGUGACCAAGAUGAUCAAGGUCUGAUUGGGGGGGGGGGUAACAGGGGUGAGGCCCACUCACCUCUGACUGGAGGACGGUAUAGGGAUGUCAUGUAGGGGAGGAGUGCAAAUGCUGUGUCACCAUUGUAUCCUGGAAAGCACAGUAGAGUUCACACAAAGUCAGGAAAGGGCAAGGCCAUACUGGGCAUGCUACUAGGUAGGCAAAGCAUUGUUUCAUAGUGUCCAACUACAUUGAGGGUGGGGUGCCCAGCUAGGCACCAUGGGGGUGUGAAUGGAACCAGCACGAGGGGUGUAGAGCUUAGUCUGUCCGUAUGCAGUAUGAAAAGAAGGAACAAUAGCAAAAAACAGCAAAAAGACAAAAAAAAAAGGGGGGGGGAUGAAGAGGACUAUCACUAUUAACAAUAUUUGAGAGGUUCCAUAUUGCCACCAUUCCCAGAAUCCAGGGUCCAAGCUUUUUGUGUCUCACUAAUAACAUUUUCACAAUUUUCUCUCUCUAUUUUACUAUUGCGUGAGCAGUUUCAUGCUAAGCUGGUGGGUGUUUCAUUUGCCAAGUACUACUGGUAGAUUCCAUAGUUUCAAAACUAUUUUUUUGGCUUGUCAUUUCUUUUUCUUCCUUAAAUAUUCUGUAUCAGAGGACCUUGAAAGCAGCUGUUCAGUUUUACUCUUUUUGUUAAUUAUGAAAGUAUCAAGAACAGUUACAUUGUUUACAAAACAACACUAACUGACAUGUUUGAGAUUACAUACGUGUGCUAAGUACUGUAACUACAACUUCAUUGUGCCAUACUUUUUUUUUAUUAUUAAACUUGUAAUACAAAUUUUGCAGUGAAACGAAGAAACAAGUUCUCAUUUAAUUGCUACUAGCAUCUCCUUAUUAGUUGUUGAAUGUUUACAUUGUUUGUUGUACAUAUUACUGGACCAAGAAACUGUUUUAAUUUAAUAUCAAAAUAGAAAACAAGAUGAACUUUGAUAUAACUGGGUAUGUACAUGUAUCUUAAUGAAGUAUUGAGGUUUAGCUGGAUUUAGUUGAUUUACUUGGGAUAAAUUUUGAUUGACUGUGUAUAUUUCUGGGAGUGCAGUACUAAGUGUAGAAAAUUAGUAAUGUGCAUUUGCUUCAGUACUACCCAUACAUACUGCUGGCUACAAUACAUUUUUUUUCUGUGGUUGAGCAAGACAGCAAAAUAGUCAACAUUUCUUAUGUUUAUUAUUUGUUGGUAAAUUAUCCUAGCCUGCAUUAUAAAUGGAGUAACUUGGGAAGGAUCCAAAUGGUUGUUAAAUUAGUCACUGCAGUGAACAUAGUAUAUAUAACUUGCUUCUAGGAAAUAGGUUGGCUACUGUGUUUAUCUUCUGUGGAGCAUUAAAUAAAGUAAAUUAAUGACAUUAUAUAAAUUAUGCUUGUAGAACUCCUCAGGGUAUUUUAUCGUCAUAAUUAAUCACGUGAAUUAGUCUGUACCUGUUGUAUGUACACAUGCACCUUUUAUGAAACGUCAUAGAAAUUUGCAUUCAUAUUGCACUUUUGAAAAAAAAAGUUCUGGGAUAAAUAAAGCAGGUUACUGGUAAACUAA
Protopterus annectens (West African lungfish) is the source of this 4815-nucleotide messenger RNA. RefSeq names its product transmembrane and coiled-coil domains 3 (gene SLC9D1). Gene Ontology annotation, biological process: proton transmembrane transport; potassium ion transmembrane transport. Bases 204 to 2240 code for a protein of 678 amino acids. Gene Ontology annotation, molecular function: potassium:proton antiporter activity. The record is from RefSeq and is a predicted model, not a curated record. Gene Ontology annotation, cellular component: membrane. NCBI's taxonomy places the organism in Eukaryota, Metazoa, Chordata, Ceratodontiformes, Protopteridae. The transcript has 13 exons.